AUGUCCUCCGACCUCGUCGACUUCGAAGCAGCCUUCCCCCACGCCGACGGAGACUCCGAACGCGCCACCUCCACAACCCACCGCAAAAUCGAGCUCCAAUCCCCGCAGGACUUAACCUACCUAAUCGCCAACAUAACAACCCACGCCCACCAAAGACUCGCCUCCAAACUCCCCGCCAACGCAUCCCCCGAACUCCGCCGACAGACCCAAGCACUCAUAGACCAAUACAUAGCCUCCCUGAUCGACUCCGCCAAACCCUCCAUCUCCAUAAACGGGUUGGACGCCACGGAUCCCUCCCUCACCUCCUUGCUCGAAACAGAAGAGCUCGAUCCCUUCGACACGAAGUUGGCACAACGCGUACAAUCUCUCAGUGCACAAAUUGAAUCUCAGACGUUGCAACUGGCGAAUUUGAGGAGGAAGGCACCGCAGGAGACGGCUCAGGCUUUUAUCAAGAGUUUUGAGAAGCAGAGUGAGGAGUAUGAGGAGCGGUUGAAGCUGGAUCGGGAGGCGAGAAUGGAGGCUGCGAAGGGUGUGAGUGUGGAUGUUGGGGAGGUGGAGAGGGUGGAGGAGAUGGAGGCUACGUUGGAGAGGGGCAGGAGUGAUUUGGAGGCGUUGAAGGCGAGCGUUGGGCCGACUGUGGAGAGGAUGGAGAAGGCGAGGAAGGCGGUCGAGGUUGUUGAGGAGUAA
Messenger RNA from Fulvia fulva, 687 nucleotides. RefSeq lists its product as uncharacterized. Gene Ontology annotation, biological process: mitotic sister chromatid segregation. The transcript has a single exon. NCBI's taxonomy places the organism in Eukaryota, Fungi, Ascomycota, Dothideomycetes, Mycosphaerellales, Mycosphaerellaceae. Gene Ontology annotation, cellular component: MIS12/MIND type complex; kinetochore. The record is from RefSeq and is a predicted model, not a curated record. Bases 1 to 687 code for a protein of 228 amino acids.